Molecule: messenger RNA, 3501 nt
Organism: Salvia miltiorrhiza (redroot sage)
Lineage: Eukaryota; Viridiplantae; Streptophyta; Magnoliopsida; Lamiales; Lamiaceae
Product: AT-rich interactive domain-containing protein 4-like
Exons: 16
Coding region: 831-3140 (769 amino acids)
Molecular function (GO): DNA binding
Source: RefSeq, a predicted model, not a curated record
GGGAAAAAGUGGAGAAGAAUUUAAACAGUGUUAAACUCAAACAUAAGAUUUGGUUGGCUGACGAAAUUGAAAUGUAGUUUGACUUUGAUAAUCCAAAAAUAUUGCUGCAUUAAAGCUGACACAAUAAUAAUAGCACACAAAUUCAACUUAACAAAUACAGGAUUCAAGUUAUGAAAAAAAUUUAGUUUAUUGCCACAUUAUAUUAAAGAUUAAAGAUUUCCCUUUUUUUUUCGGAGGGUGAUGAUUUAGCGGUGGAUAGAGAUAGUCUAUCACUCAUCUCUAAGAUCAAAUUGAUAAAGAUUCUUGAAACACACGAUUUUUCUUUUUAUUUUCCCCCUUUUCCUAUUCUUUUAUGGUUUGAUUUUUAUUGGAAUUAAAAAGGCAGUGGCAUUAGGGUUUUCUUUUUCCCCCCCUUACCUCUUUCUGCGAUAGGAGAGAUUUGUUGUGUUGUGUUGUGAAAGCGGCGAUCUUUGUUGAUUUCUCCAUCUGGGUUGUUGAAGUUGCUCAAUUUCUCCAUCUGGGCCGAUUUAAGUCCAAGUAUUUUGUGUAUGAUUUUUCUAAGUUGUGAUUGCUGGUGCUGCAGAAAGUUCUUUGCUUAUGUUUGAUUUUGGUUCAGUUGAAUUUAAGCAGAUCAGGGCUCGAUUUAUCUUUUCUGAGUUUUUAUGUUUUUUCUCCUUUUUAAAGGAAAUAAGUUGUGAAUUUUGGUGCUGGAAUUGAAGUGAAGUCUCAUUCAUCAUGCUGCUUGAAUGUGGUUUUGAAGUGGAGAAGUGGAUUUUGUGAGAAAUCUUCUGUCAUUAUAAGUGAAUUUUGUAAGGCAAAGUGAUUUGGAUAUGUUCCACACCCAAGGAGCUCUGAAACACACUUGCAAUCUCCUCGCCGUCGUGUGCUCGGAGCCAGCAGAGAGUAAGCGGCAUAAUGAUGCUUUGGAGGAGGAGAAGAGGAGGUUCCCCUUCCCGGAAAUUGCAUCUUCGGGGCGUUUAGAGGUCCAAACGUUGAAGAAUCCAUCACCGGAUGAAUUCCGCAAGGCUCUUGAUUCGUGGCAGCCGAAUCUUGUGUACUUGCAAGGGAAACAGUUGGAGAACGAGGAGGUCGGGUCAAUCUCUUGGGGAGGGGUGGAGCUAUCCUCUCCUGAAGCUGUUUCUGGUCUUUUUAGCUCGACAAUGCCGACUACUGUUUAUUUGGAGGUUCCAAAUGGUGAAAAGUUGGCCAAGUCUCUUCAUUCUAAGGGUGUUUCUUAUGUAAUAUACUGGAAGAACUCGUUUUCAUGCUAUGCGGCUAGCCAUUUUCGCAAUGCGUUACUCUCUGUAAUACAAAGCUCAUCGUGCCAUACUUGGGAUGCAUUUCAACUAGCCGAUGCCUCCUUUCGGCUUUACUGUCUCCGAAAUAAUUGUGUCCUCCCUGAUGGUGAGAAAGUUGAUGAUGAGUUGGGUCCAAAUCUUUUCGGGGAGCCUCCUAGGAUAACCAUUGACAUUCCCGAGAUUGAGGAUGCCGGGGAAGAUGAAGAAAGCACUUCCGGGUCCCUUCCUGCAAUAAAGAUAUAUGACGAUGACGUCAACAUGAGGUUUCUCAUCUGCGGAAUGGCUAGUUCCUUGGAUGCUCGCUUGUUGAGUCCUUUGGAGGAUGGUUUAAACGCCCUCCUCAGUAUCGAAAUGCGAGGGAGCAAACUCCACAAUCGGGUUAGCGCUCUUCCUCCACCCCUCCAAGCCGGCACAUUUUCUCGGGGUGUCGUUACCAUGCGAUGUGAUUUGUCGACCAGUAGUUCGGCUCACAUUUCUCUUUUAGUAUCGGGGAGUGCUCAGACAUGUUUCGAUGAUCAGCUGUUGGAAAAUCAUAUAAAGAGCGAACUCAUCGACAAGAGUGAGCUCAUCCACGCACUGCCAAAUACCGAUGAAAACAAACCGCCCACAUCCGAACCUCGAAGGUCGGUCUCGGUAGCGUGCGGAGCAGCCGUAUUUGAAGUCUGUAUGAGGGUCCCAACGUGGGCCUCACAGGUUUUGAGGCAACUGGCACCCGAUGUUUCAUACCGUAACUUAGUGGCCCUUGGAAUCGCCAGCAUCCAGGGAUUAGCGGUAGCUUCGUUUGAGAGAGAAGAUGCUGAGCGGCUCCUAUUUUUCUUUUCGAGGCAGGGGAAGAACGGUUUCUCGAAUAAUAUAAAAAUUAGCAGCCCUCCAUCCUGGUUAAGGCCGCCUCCUCCUAGUCGAAAGCGGCCCUCUAUUUGCCAGGAAAUAAGCACCAGCGCUGUAAACGGCCGGAUCUUUGUCAAGAAAGAAGAUAACGGGGACAAGGAACUUGUGUUAUCGAAUGGCAUCAGCUUGCCGAGUAUGACCCAUAGACGAAGGAUUAAGAUAGCUGCCUUGAGGCCCAUCCCUCACGUUCGUCACCAAAAGAUGCUUCCAUUUUCUCGAAUUUCGGAUGCGGAUGUGCACGACGGAGGGGGCCAGGUGAAGGCUAACCUGCCCGCUCCUCCGGCAAAACAUAACGCUGGAACGACUCCGGCAUCCCAUCGGAAAUCAACUUCCAGUUCGUAUCAAGCGAAGCAGGUCAUAUCGUUAAACCCUCUUCCUCUAAAAAAGCAUGGUUGCGGGAGAAGCCCGUUGCACGUGUGCUCUGAGGAGGAGUUUCUCAAGGAUGUGAUGCAAUUCCUCAUUCUCCGCGGGCAUAAUCGUCUUAUCCCUCAAGGGGGCCUCGCCGAGUUCCCAGAUGCCAUACUAAAUGCGAAGCGUCUUGACCUAUUCAACCUCUACCGGGAGGUCGUCACACGAGGGGGUUUCCAUGUUGGAAACGGCAUUAACUGGAAAGGACAGGUUUUCUCAAAGAUGCGCAAUCACACGGUGACCAAUAGAAUGACCGGUGUCGGAAAUACGCUCAAAAGGCACUACGAAACUUACCUUUUAGAAUAUGAAUUGGCUCAUGACGAUGUUGAUGGAGAGUGCUGCCUAUUAUGCCACAGUAGCGCGCCCGGGGAUUGGGUCAACUGCGGUUUGUGUGGGGAGUGGGCCCACUUCGGCUGCGACCGACGGCCUGGUUUGGGCGCCUUCAAAGACUAUGCCAAGACAGAUGGGCUGGAAUACAUAUGCCCACAAUGCAGCGUUUCAAAUUACAAGAAAAAGAUGAACAAAUCAGGCAAUGGAUAUUCUUGAAGUCUUUCAUAAUUCUUUUAUGACCCCAUAUAUUUCGGGUUAUUGCGAAUUGGACUCUAUUUUCUGUGGAGGAAAGGUGUUUUUCUUCUCUCAUUUUACUACAGGAAAGGGAGGGGUGAAAGUAUUGAGUUUGCGGAGAGAUCGCUGCGGGAGGGGGUAAAAGAUGAAAUAUUUGAUACUUUUGGGGAGGAAAAUGUAAUUUGGGAAGGAAUUGUAGGUGGUAGGAAAUGCUCCCAAAAGAGGAAUUUGUGGGGGCUAAUUGGAUAUAAUAGCCAAAUUAGUUGUUUUAUGUGUAAUUAUAUGGUUUCUAAGCCAAGACAUUUUGUAGCUCUUGUAGUUUUAUGGAAAAUGUUUAUUUACC